Molecule: messenger RNA, 2617 nt
Organism: Vitis vinifera (wine grape)
Lineage: Eukaryota; Viridiplantae; Streptophyta; Magnoliopsida; Vitales; Vitaceae
Product: putative pentatricopeptide repeat-containing protein At3g11460, mitochondrial
Exons: 1
Coding region: 162-2051 (629 amino acids)
Biological process (GO): RNA modification
Molecular function (GO): zinc ion binding; protein binding; RNA binding
Source: RefSeq, a predicted model, not a curated record
UUUUAAACCUAUAUUAUUACCGAAAUCCAAGUAAAUGAAAAAAUUAGUCAUUUAUUACACGUAGACUGAUAACAUUUUGCAUAAAUGAUGCUAAAUUCUCUUGUAUCAUUGGAGGCUGGUACGGCCCUCCUCGAGCAAAUGGCACCCGACUGGUGGCUAGCAUGACCAGACCACACCCACUCUUUCCAUACGCAAACAAAUGGUUGGACCUUCAGAACACAACCGCCUCAUGGAACGCUCGCUUAAGAGAGCUAGCAAGACAGCGCCAUUUUCAAGAAGCUCUCAAUCUCUACUGCCAAAUGCUUGCCUCUGGAGACUCUCCCAACGCAUUCACCUUUCCUUUCGCAUUCAAAUCAUGCGCCUCCCUCUCACUGCCUCUCGCCGGUUCACAACUCCAUGGUCACGUAAUCAAGACUGGGUGCGAGCCCGAACCUUUCGUCCAGACUUCUUUGAUUUCAAUGUAUUGUAAGUGCUCGACUAUUGCAAGCGCACGUAAAGUGUUUGAUGAAAAUCAUCACUCGAGAAACCUUGCUGUUUGUUACAAUGCCUUGAUUGCUGGGUAUUCGUUGAACUCUCGAUUUUCGGAUGCGGUUUUGUUGUUUCGUCAAAUGAGGAAGGAGGGUGUUUCGGUUAAUGCAGUGACAAUGUUGGGCUUAAUUCCGGUUUGUGCCGGUCCCAUUCAUUUGGGUUUUGGAACGUCUCUUCAUGCUUGUAGCGUGAGGUUUGGAUUGGAUGGUGAUUUGUCAGUUGGGAAUUGUUUGCUAACAAUGUAUGUGCGAUGUGGGUCGGUUGAUUUUGCGAGGAAGUUGUUUGAUGGAAUGCCCGAAAAGGGGUUGAUUACUUGGAAUGCAAUGAUAUCUGGAUAUGCUCAAAAUGGGCUUGCAGGCCAUGUUUUGGACCUUUAUCGGAAGAUGGAGUUUACAGGAAUUGUUCCCGACCCGGUGACACUAGUUGGGGUUCUGUCAUCCUGUGCUCACCUUGGGGCCCAUGCCGCUGGAAGGGAGGUAGAACAGCGGAUAGAGUUAAGUGGAUUUGGCUUCAAUCCCUUCUUGAAAAAUGCUUUAAUUAAUAUGUAUGCUAGGUGUGGAAACUUGGUAAAGGCUCGUGCUAUUUUUGAUGGCAUGACUGAGAAAAAUGUAAUUUCAUGGACAGCAAUUAUAGCCGGAUAUGGAAUGCAUGGACAAGGUGAACUUGCAGUGCAACUCUUCGAUGAAAUGAUUAGUUCUGAUGAACUGCCGGAUGGAGCAGCUUUUGUGAGUGUUUUAUCUGCUUGUAGCCAUGCGGGACUGACUGAGAAGGGCUUGUAUUAUUUUACUGCAAUGGAGAGGGAUUAUGGAUUGCAGCCUGGUCCAGAGCAUUACUCUUGUGUUGUGGAUCUUUUAGGUAGGGCAGGACGACUUGAGGAAGCUCGCAAACUCAUUGGGUCAAUGUCAGUGGAACCUGAUGGUGCAGUAUGGGGAGCCCUUUUGGGUGCUUGUAAGAUCCACAGAAAUGUAGAGCUGGCCGAGUUAGCUUUUGAAAAGGUCAUUGAGUUUGAACCUACAAAUAUUGGUUAUUAUGUAUUGUUAUCAAAUAUAUUCUCUGAGGCAGGGAAUAUGGAGGGGAUAUUAAGGGUUAGAGUGAUGAUGAGAGAGCGGAAGCUCAAAAAGGAGCCAGGUUGUAGCUAUGUUGAAUAUCAAGGGAGGAUUCACCUCUUCUUGGCUGGGGAUAGAACCCAUCCACAGGCACAGGAGAUAUAUCACAUGUUGGAUGGAUUGGAAGAUAUCAUCAAGAGACGUGGUGGGUCUAAUGAUAAUGAUCAAGAGAGUAGAAAUGAAGAGCUUAUAACUGGUAUGGGAGUGCAUAGCGAAAAGUUAGCAAUUGCAUUUGGACUCAUAAACACUGAGCCAGGGACAGAGAUUACUGUGAUAAAGAACCUGAGGGUAUGUGGAGAUUGUCAUCUAUUUCUAAAGUUGGUCAGUGAGAUUGUGGACAGGCAGCUUGUUGUUAGGGAUGCCACUCGUUUUCACCAUUUUAAGAAUGGAGUUUGUUCUUGUAAAGACUAUUGGUAAAGUUCAUCCAAAGAUUUUCAAAGUUGAGAAGCAACAUAAAAUGGAGGAAGACAGGCUGGAGUCCCCAAGCUUUUGUCAAAAUUCUGGGAAAUUGACAUUGAGGGUGAAGUUUGAAAAUUCUGAUGUCAAAUAGAAAAUAUUAAAAUUUUGAAACUUUGGAAUGCAUCACCGAAUUUAGCUGAAGUGGCUGCUAGAAUGUUUGGAUUAUCUACGCUUGAUUGAUGAACAUCAAUGCCAGAAAGCAUGGCGCUCAUACCAGAGAACUAGAGGGCAAGGAAUAUUGCAAGAUUUUGAAAAGGUCACACCUCUCCAGCACGAGAUGAGACAUGUAAUUGUGAUCUUCACCCAUAAAUGCUGUUGGUUGAAUGGUAAGAGGUUCUGUAUAAUAUCACAAGAUGAGAAGUUUGGAAGAAAAACCACUGAACGGUGGCAAGUUUGCACUCUCCCAACAAAUCAGGGGGACAAAAUAAGGGUAUGUAUUUAUCGAUUGUUCAAAGAAAUAGAAACAUUGAAGGAACCUCAUGACCAUGUAUUGAUUUUCAUAAAUCCAGGUUUCCUCUUUUCUC